Messenger RNA from Lactuca sativa (garden lettuce), 1008 nucleotides. Lineage: Eukaryota; Viridiplantae; Streptophyta; Magnoliopsida; Asterales; Asteraceae. The record is from RefSeq and is a predicted model, not a curated record.
AUGAAGGAUGUCGUGCUUUCUUCUAUAGCAACUUUUCACACCAAGAAGAUUAUUGUUGCUGAUCUUACAAAAUUUCCUCACAUUGGUUCUAUUCCUGAAACAAUGUAUCGAUGUGUCUCUACAAAAAGUAAAGUGAUGGCUGAGUACCAAUUGCUUCCUCCCAAGAAUCCACGACAGUUGACUCCUGAAAUACAAGCUGCUCUGGAUGAUGUUGAGAAGCCAAUAAAGCAAGGAGAGAAAGCAGAUUCCAAGAAGGUGGCAACAGACGGACCUUCUUCCAAGCCAGUUAAAUCCAAGAAGCAAAAAGCUGAAAAAGCUGCUUCCUCGGCUCCUGAGAAAGUUAAGAAGAUGGCCCAAAGACCAAAGACUCUUUCACCUUCUAGCUCUGGUAAUGAUGAGGAGCAGUAUGUUGAAGAUGAAGAGGAAGAUCAGCGUGAAGGUUAUCUUAGAGGUAAUACACCACCUCAGUCUCCAACUCCAGAAGGCACUCUUAAUGAUUCUAUUCCCACUCCUCCACCAUCACCACCGAAGACUACUAUUCAUGUUUCGAUUGCCCUAAUUCCUCCAUCUCCUACAACUCAAACUACUAACAUUGUUUCACCACCUCUACCUGUCAUCUCAAUACCCUUAUCUACAACCCCAUUACCACCUCCCAUUUUUUCCCAAGCAACUGUCACCUUUACACCGAUCAUCACAACCACAACCGAAUCUCUAGUACAAGUCAAUACAUCUGAUGUGGGGGCGAAGACUGAAGAUAAUCCUAAAGUUACAACUGAGCCUAUUUCCCCAACUCAUUCCAGUGAAUCUGGUCCUGUUGUUGGAGGAACUGAUUUUGAGUUCGAUUCAACCUACUACAAUCCAUACAGAAUUCCAAGUGAUGAAGAUGAAGCUGCUCCGGUGACCAAGCAACAAUUGAACAGUGUUUAUGAAAAGCUAGAUACGCUGAUUGACUCAACAAAGAAGUAUAAUGAUGUCGUUUUGAUAGUGUUCAUGGAUACAUCCCUAUAA